UUUUUUAUUUUUUUUUGAGUAAAAAAAAUUAAAGUUGUUGAUUAGAUCAAUGUACACGUUACCUUCUACUUGAGGAAUUUUCAUUUAGACCCCAAAAUUUGAAAUUUUGGGCCUUAUCAUAACGAUUAGGACCAUCUCAGUUACUUUGGUGGUAGAUAAUUUGGCAGUUGUUGAUUUUAUCACCUUCGUACCUAUUCUCCUUCUAUAUAAGACGUUGUGAAUUCUUGAUCAUUUUCAUAUAUUCCAAGUAUUUGUAUAGAAUAUAGAUACAUAAAACUGAUAAAUAAGAGUGAUUAUGGGUCUAAAACGUAAGCUUGAGGGAGAAGUAGAGAUAAGAGAGAGUGCAGCUGAUGUUCUCCAUGACUUGUACAAGAAUAGGCCUCACCAUAUUGCGCAUUCCGGCGGGUCAAAUUUCAUACAGAGUUGUGACUUGCACAACGGUGUCGUUGCUAAGCCCGGUGCUAUAUUUUCUUGGACUUACACUCUAGAUGGGAAGCAAAGAACUGGCAAAACUGAAAUCGAAGAAAUCGAUGAAGAGAAGAAGUUGGUAAGGUACAAGCUGAUAGAAGGUGAUCUCUUUGAUGAAUACAAGAGCUUGAAUUUUAUAUGUCAUGUUACACCCAAAGACCAAGUAAGUUGUACAUUGAAGUGGAUACUCGAAUAUGAGAAGGUGCAUCCUGGUAUCCCCGAACCAUCUUCUAUGCUAGACGCGCUCCUUAGCGCAGCCAAAGACAUGGAUGAUCAUCACCAUACUAAUAAGUAAACAAUUAUUCAUAGUGCAACGACUUCAUUAAAAUAUACGUUAUAUGGUCACAUGUUGUUUAAAGGUGUUUAUUACUGCAUGCAUUAAAUAGUACUAAAUAAACAGGCAUGUAUCCGUUCAUUAGUUGAGUAUCCCAGUUUAUUGUACGAAGUGUAUUAUGGUAUGGCUGACGAAUUAUGUGUGCUACAUAUCAAUAUAUGCAUGGAAGGUUGUUGUAUAAUGUAAAUCCGUAUGUUUGCUAUGGAAAGAUUAUAUAUAAGUAUUUUUGUUU
Molecule: messenger RNA, 1034 nt
Organism: Chenopodium quinoa (quinoa)
Lineage: Eukaryota; Viridiplantae; Streptophyta; Magnoliopsida; Caryophyllales; Amaranthaceae
Product: MLP-like protein 34
Exons: 2
Coding region: 296-763 (155 amino acids)
Biological process (GO): defense response
Source: RefSeq, a predicted model, not a curated record